AUGCCGCGUCCAACCAAGACGUAUCACCAAACGACGUACGACCGCAUUGCCAAACAGCACGGCUUCCGCGGUGCGGGAAAGACGAUACUCGUCACAGGUGGCUCUUCGGGCGUGGGAUUCAGCAUUAGCAAGGCCUUUGCGGCAGCCGGGGCCGCACGUAUUGCCAUUGUCUCGCGCUCGCCCCGGCCGCAGGAACGAGCCAAAGCCGAGCUUGAGGCCAGCUUUCCCCACACGCUCAUUUCAACCUACGCCACCUCUGUAACAGACAGCACGCGCAUGGCUGGGAUUCUGCGUGAUCUUGGCAGGGUCGACGUGCUGGUUCUCGGCGCCGCCGUGCUGCACCGCCGCGCGGCAUCCACCGACAUCACGGCCGAGGAGGUGCAAGAGGCCUUCGACACCAACGUCGUCGCCGCCUUCAACCUCAUCAAGGCCUAUCUUGCUUUGCCAACCCGGGUAGGCCAGGGAGACAAGACCGUCAUCAACAUAUCGUCGGCGGCCGCACAGGUGCAAAGCACGCGCCGCGUCGGGUAUGGGUCCAGCAAGGCCGCCCUGGCCAUGGUCAUGCAGCACUUUGCCGUGGAGCAGGCUCAGCAAAGCAAGACAGAGGGCGAGGGCAAUGUGCGCCUCUUCUCGUUCCAUCCGGGCACCUUUUACACACCUUCGGUGGCCGAGCACUACGCUCGCGACGAGAUCAAGUGGGACGACCUGGACCUCCCGGCGCACUUUGCAUUGUGGCUGGCCGGGCCUGAGAGCAGCUUCCUGCAUGGGCGCUUUGUGUGGGCGAACUGGGAUGUGGAUGAGCUGAUUGCGUUGAAGGAGCGGCUGAUGGAGGAUCAGAGGUUGUUGACUUUUGGGCUGGUGCUUUAA
Canariomyces notabilis is the source of this 867-nucleotide messenger RNA. RefSeq names its product putative short-chain dehydrogenase. Gene Ontology annotation, molecular function: oxidoreductase activity, acting on NAD(P)H, oxygen as acceptor. The transcript has a single exon. The record is from RefSeq and is a predicted model, not a curated record. The coding region runs from base 1 to 867 and encodes 288 amino acids. Lineage: Eukaryota; Fungi; Ascomycota; Sordariomycetes; Sordariales; Chaetomiaceae. Gene Ontology annotation, cellular component: intracellular anatomical structure.